Molecule: messenger RNA, 3018 nt
Organism: Prunus armeniaca (apricot)
Lineage: Eukaryota; Viridiplantae; Streptophyta; Magnoliopsida; Rosales; Rosaceae
Source: the annotation of a GenBank genome assembly
AUGUCUCACGCUGAGCUUUGUGUAUUUGCAAUAUGCGUCUUCCCUUUGCUUAAUCAGAACUUCUCAGUUGAAGAGCAGGCAUCUUUAGUCUGGAAGCUUUUAUGCAGCAUCCCAACAAGUGUAGUGGCUAAGUUCCUCCCCUGGUUGUCAUCCUCGAUUUCGCCUGAUAAAUAUCAGGAUCUGCACAAGUGCUUGAGCAAGAUAGUACCAGAGGAGAAGCUUCUCCAACAGGUCAUUUUUUCCUGGAUGGAAGGGAAAGACUCUCCGGCAAGCAUGAUAUCUCCUAAAAAAGAUGGAGCAUAUUCUGUAUCUGAGUUCACUGGAGAGCAUCCAAUAGAUACUGUAAUGCUUUGGCACAAUGCUAUUAAAAGAGAGUUGAAUGAGAUACUUGAGGAGGCCAAGAAGAUACAUAUUUCUGAAGCAUAUGACCCAUCGGUUUUCAGUGACAAGCUACAUUUUAUUGCUGAAAUUUGCAUCUUCCACAGUGUUGCUGAGUCCAAGGUCAUAUAUCCUGCAGUAUAUGGAAAAAAUUUAUCUUUCCAGGAGCACUCAAAAGAAGAAGGUGUUUUCAAUCAGUUUAGGUGCUUGAUUGAAAGUAUACAGAAGGCAGGAACAAUCUCAUCUUCAGUUGCUGAACUUAAUUCAAAGAUAUGCUCACAUGCUGAUCAAAUCAUGGAAACUUUAAAGCAGCACUUCCAUGAUGAGGAAGUUCAGGUCCUUCCACUUGUGCGAAAGCACAUUAGCAUCACAAGACAACGGGAACUUCUGCAUCAAAUAUUGUGUGUGAUGCCCUUGAGAUUGAUUGAGAGUGCCUUGCCAUGGAUGGUAAACUCAAUGACUGCAAAUGAAGCCAGGAACUUUGUCAAAAACAUGCAGCUGGCAGCAUCAGAUAUUGCUCUGGUCCAGCUCUUUUGUGGUUGGGCUAGCAAGCCAUUUAAUGGCAGCUUCUGCUCAAGUGCAAUAGGAUGCUGUUAUGUCAAAAGGUUCGGUAAUCAUGAUGAAGAAUUUGGUCAAUCAUCACAUACCUGUGCUUCUGUAGUGUCGACUAGAGACAUCUGUUGUGCUGAAUACCAAGAGAGCAAUGCUUCCAACUCUCAUGGGUCCUGCUGUAUCCCUUGUCCAGGACUAAACAUUAACAAUCUGGGAGUUAGCUCCUUCUCUAUGGUUAAGUCAAGUAGUUCCUUGCAUCUCAACUCCAUUGCUCCAUAUCAUUCAGUCUGGGAAACAUAUAAUAGCUUUUCGGCUACUGGACUUACAGAACAGCCAAUUGAUGUUGUUUUUCAAGUUCAUAAGGCAAUACGCCGUGACUUGGAAUAUCUAGACGAUGAAUCUCAAAGACUCAGCAAUUGUGAUGAGACAUUUCUUCAGCAGUUCAUUGGAUGUUUCUGCUUGUUAAGGGGCUUAUAUAAAGCUCAUAGUGAUGCUGAUGACUAUAUAGUGUAUCCGGCAUUGGAAUCCAGAGAUGCACUUCAUAAUGUGAGUCACUCAUACACACUGGAUCACAAGCAAGAGGAACAGGCAUUUCAAAAUAUUUCGGGUGUUCUGUUUGAGCUUUCACACCUUCACGCAAGUACGAUAGGUUUUUCUAGUACCCAGUGUAGUGAGUCUACUGACCGCGUGGAAAAGUACUAUGAGUUAGCUAUCAGUGUUCAUGUAAUGUUCAAGUCACUAAGAACGAUGGUAGACCAGCAUAUGUCCAGGGAAGAGCUUGAACUAUGGCCGCUAUUUGGGAAACACUUCUCUGUGGAGGAGCAAAACAAAAUGGUUGGUUUCAUACUGGGGACUACAGGUGCUGAAGUGCUAAAAUCUAUGUUACCAUGGGUAACUUCAGCACUUACUGCGGAUGAACAGAGUAAAAUGAUGAAUAACUUCAAGCAAGUUACCAAAAAUACAAUGUUCAACGAAUGGCUUACUGAAUGCUGGAAGGAAACUUCAUUCUCAACUUCACAGACUGGAAAGCUUGAAACUAGGAUUUCUCCAAAAGGAAGCCUGCGGCGAAUUGAUCACACAUUCAAGUCUCGUAAGAAGAAUAACUUGAAGAAUCUAAUGACUAGUUACUGGAUGGCUGCUCAGCAGAGUUUACCUCGGGCCUUAGCAGAGGAUAGAUUUGACGGUGACGAUUCAGUGGGACAGUCACCAGAAUUUCGAGAUCCUGAGAAAAGAGUGUAUGGUUGUAAGCAUUACAAAAGGAACUGCAAACUCCAUGCUGCUUGCUGUGGCAGGCUGUUUACAUGUAGAUAUUGCCAUGACAUGAGCAGCGACCACACAAUUGAUUGGAAAGCAACAACAGAAAUGAUGUGUAUGCAAUGUCUUAAUAUUCAGCCAGUCGGGCCAAUAUGCUCGACGCCUUCUUGCAACGGAUUCCCAAUGGCAAAGUCUUAUUGUAGUACAUGCAAACUUUUUGAUGAUGACAGGAAUGUAUAUCAUUGUCCAUUUUGCAAUUUAUGCCGUGUUGGGAAGGGCCUCGGCAUUGAUUAUUUUCACUGCAUGACUUGCAAUUGUUGCUUGGGCAUCGGUUUGGUGAACCACAAGUGCAGGGAGAAAUGCCUAGAAACUAACUGCCCUAUCUGCAAUGAGUUCUUGUUCACAUCAACUGCAAGCAUUAGAGCUUUACCAUGUGGCCACUUUACGCAUUCAGCUUGCUUGGAGGCCUGCUCUCAGAGUCACUACAGUUGUCUAGUCUGCAGCAAAUCUUUGGGAAAUAUGACGAUGGCAUCGGCUCAGUCCUCAAUUCUGGUUGGUGGAGAUGAGACCAUGGAAUUUUCCAACUGUGAUCGAAGAGAUCAAACAAAGACUUCAUGGACUAACACAAAUCCUGAAGGAAGAUUCAUUGCCCGCGCAUGGUUUUGGGUAAAUAUGCUGUAUCAUUCAGUGUUACGGUUUGAACUCCACAAUGUGAAGCAUCCUCGGUUUCUGCAAGGAUUAAAAAGAGGGUUGGAGAAUGCAGUUGCAGGACAGAAGACCAAAGACAGGCAUUGGGGAGGAACAAGUACAACAUUUUCAUGUGGUAGAUUGUGA